Trypanosoma theileri is the source of this 810-nucleotide messenger RNA. RefSeq names its product YbaK/aminoacyl-tRNA synthetase-associated domain-containing protein. The transcript has a single exon. Gene Ontology annotation, molecular function: aminoacyl-tRNA deacylase activity. Lineage: Eukaryota; Euglenozoa; Kinetoplastea; Trypanosomatida; Trypanosomatidae. The record is from RefSeq and is a predicted model, not a curated record. Bases 1 to 810 code for a protein of 269 amino acids.
AUGUCAACAAGUGUUGAAACACGAAUUGCAGCCCUUGCCUCGAGGUAUACAUCUAUCGAGAAGAGUAUUGAAGAGCUGCACAAAGCGUUAAAACGUAUCACUACUUCUAAUGAUAAUAAUAAUAACAAUAAUAAUAAUACCGCCACUCCAGCAGCAGCAGCAGCAGUAUCAACAUCACGGUAUCGUGAUCCGUGUGAAUUAAAAGAACUGCAGCCGUGUGAGCGGGAUACCCCACAAGUAGCGGCAUUACGACAGUGGUGUUUAAAACAUCAUCUCUACAGUGCCGUUUUCCGUUGGGUUCCAUCCGAUUAUUAUCAACACUCACUACAAUGGCGCCGUGAUAUUCUCGAGGCUAAUUCUAUUCAACAUCUAUGUAAGUCUAUUGUACUGGAAAAUACACAUUGUAUUCAUAAAGAUUGCAGUCACCGUGAGAACUCACGUUAUUAUAUCAUUGUUUACCCUUAUACAGAGAAAUUUGAUGCUGAAUUCGUUAUGCGUUGUGUAAAAGAUAUGAAUGAGGGAUUGGGAAAAAAGAAAUUUAAUUUUCGCCUUGCAGAUCCUGAAGUAUCUCUGCAUUUGACAGGAUUCUCACAUGGUGCUGUAGCUCCAUUUGGUACAACCACUGAAAUUCCAGUUAUUUUAAGUGAUCGCAUUACACAAUUAUCACCGCCUGUAUUUUGGAUGGGUGGAGGUCAUGUGGAUUGUAAAGUACGCGUGGAUGUGGAAGAGUUUCUGGAGGUUGUGAAACCCAUUGUUGCGGCUAUCACUACUCCACUAACAGCGGAGGAGUUGGAACACCUGGUGGAUUAG